AUGUCUCCAUCAGCUUGCAAUACCGGGUCGAACGGCGCAGACAGCGCAGAGCAGCUUCUACAAGACUUGAAGAAGAGCAAUACUCUGCCACUAUGGACGCAGAUGACCAGACUCAACCCGCCAGAGCCUAAUCCAACAGCUGUACCCUUCAUUUGGAGAUAUGAUAGCAUCCGUCCAAACUUGCUUCGCGCCGGCGAACUCGUCACCGAGAAACAGGCUGAGAGAAGAGUGCUCAUGCUCGUCAACCCCGCUAGAGAUGCGCCAUACACAACCGAUACGCUCUACGCAGGUCUCCAACUCGUAAUGCCCAAUGAGACAGCCCCCGCCCACCGUCAUACCGCGUUCGCAAUGCGGUAUAUUAUCGAAGGCAAUGGGGGGUUUACUGCUGUGCAUGGCAAGAGGAUCAAGAUGCAGAAAGGCGACGUGAUUCUCACCCCGACGUGGAACUACCAUGACCACGGGAAGGACGGAACCGGGCCUAUGAUCUGGCUGGACGGUCUGGAUCUACCUAAUUUCCGCCACUUCCCUGUGCAUUUUGUCGAUCACUAUGAUCAGCCGCGGUACCCGGCGGAGGAUGUUGAUAGCGCGACCUCGCCCAUUGUAUUCCCGUGGGACAAGAUGAAGGCGGAGCUGGAUAAGGCCCCGGGUACCUGGGCUGUGAGACGAUAUCUUAGGGCUGAUGGUAGCGAAGGCGGUAGUGCCGAACGGGUCGACGCUGGUACCUCUUCCCUACCCCGGCAAGAGACAACCUCCGCGGUCUACCAUGUUAUUGCGGGAAGCGGAUGCUCGGAAAUCGGGGACAAGACUCUUGUAUGGGAGACAGGGGAUACAUUCUGCGUGCCGUCCUGGUACAAGUAUCGGCAUAUUGCGGCUGAGGGGGAGACCGUGUACCUUUACCGCUUCGACGAUAAGCCUAUGAUCUCGGCCCUGGGGUUCUACCGCUCCAUCGAUACGGAUCUGGCGACGCUGGUGUCCCAGUAG
Molecule: messenger RNA, 981 nt
Organism: Aspergillus niger
Lineage: Eukaryota; Fungi; Ascomycota; Eurotiomycetes; Eurotiales; Aspergillaceae
Exons: 3
Coding region: 1-981 (326 amino acids)
Molecular function (GO): dioxygenase activity
Source: RefSeq, a predicted model, not a curated record